AUGGCAGAGCAAACUGACAUGAGGCAGCCCGAAGUGCAAGAAGUACCCGACGAGCCCGCUAGUGCAUUAACCAGGCUCCGGGAGAAUGACCAUAAGGCCUCACAACGAUCUCCUGUACCAACUUCGAUCAACAGUAUAGACGAUGACGUCCUGCGCGAAAUUGUCUUUUGGGCCGUGAUUGCCCAUGACCCGUCGUGGUCUUCCGAGAUACCCGUCCCUAUGCCAGGCAAAACUAUCCACUUGCGUGCGGGAGCCAUGUAUAGACUCGCAUUAGUCUCUAGACGGUUCAAAGAAACCGUCUAUGGUCAUGCUAUUCUCUGGGCAAACAUCGCGGGUCUACCAAAGACCGUGGAUGGAUUCAAUCUUGUGCUACAAAGAUCCCGCCGAGUCCCUCUCACUCUAGUCACCAAUUGGUGGGGUAUUUCUGAGCCGCAAUACGACUUUGCGAUAAAGCAUAUGGAUCGCAUCGGCACUCUCAGCGCUGCUUCAGAUCGUGACUGGCAUUCAUUCUUGUCGGGACGAAGCGCACCUGCUUUGACGGCGCUUUAUCUGGAGGCCGUGUCAUCCAAAUCUGAAGCCGGAGUGAAACUCGAUUCGCCUGCCCUUGAUGCGCCACAACUACGCUUUCUCUACAUGCGUAACUCCUACAUCCCGAUCGUGGCCCCUCGACUUGAGGAACUCAACUUGUUCCAGUGUGCCAAGUUAUUGUCGCCCGCCAGACUUUUGGAUAUCCUAUCAUCUACUCCUCAUCUUCGUCGGCUGUCGCUCACCUCCACCUUGCCACCCACGAGGACCAAUCCGAAACGCUGGAUGUCGGGUGAAGCUGGACGGGAGAUUCAUCUCCCAUGUCUAGAGCAGCUGUAUCUGCGAUAUGUUCGCUGCGACACUGUUGUCAAGUUUAUGUCUCACUUUGUGGUCCCCUCAGAAGCUGGGAUAGAGAUAGCACUCAAUGUAUUGGAAGAGGUCUCCCAGAUACAAGCCGUGGGCCAGGCCCUCCGACCCUUCUUCUCGCAGCCUAGCUACGACUCGCUCCGCAUUCGCGAGGACUCGUACAUGGCGCUCUCUACUCGGGGCUCUUUAGCCGAUUCACCCCUCAUUCUGCUCCGGGGCCCCUCGCGUGUUGAGCACAUCUUUGACUACAUCAAAGAGCUCGCGCCUUUCUUCCUCCCGCGCCACAUCACCACCCUCGACCUCGGUCUUACCUGCGAGGCAAGAUCAUACGACGGAGAGAAGGUCCAGAAAGCUCUACUGAGGAUCGCACCGUCAGUCCAGACUUUGUCCGUAGAAGUCAGAGAGCGACUGGAGCUGUCAUUCUUAACCGACGAGCUGUCGUGGGUGAAGUUUCCCGCGCUCCGAACGCUCAAGAUCAACUGGCUCGAUCAAGUGCAGAAGAAAGGGCGCGGGCGGAAAGAAUGGGAUGGAUUGCGCGCAUGGAUGAAGCGCGUCGGCGCUAAGCAGCUCGAGACGCUGUACCUUGAUGGGUGGAAGCAUCCUGACGACAACUGGUGCCUCGCGCGCAUCAAGGAGACGUUGGCGGAGCAGAAGAGCAAGUGCGAGAUCGUGGACGAACGUGGGGAGUUCCAUAUGUUGAUCGACUACACGCCCGUAUUUGGUCCGCCACGGGUCUUCAUGGCAUAG
This is a messenger RNA of Peniophora sp. CBMAI 1063, 1638 nucleotides long. The record is from the annotation of a GenBank genome assembly. NCBI's taxonomy places the organism in Eukaryota, Fungi, Basidiomycota, Agaricomycetes, Russulales, Peniophoraceae.